UAAAUAAAUCACUUGUCCUCUGUCUUAUAUUAUGGGAGCUUCCGGUUUGUUGCGUCUGAAGUCACGAGCAGGCAGGGGGAGGAUACUCAGCAAUACACACGGCGGCGGCGGCGGCAAUGGCUUCCCAUAGCCGGAGACGAAGCACUCAGGUCAUCCAACGCGGCGCGAGCAGGAAUGAGGGAAAGAGGGAGCAAAGGACAGAAGCCCGCGUCCGGAAACGACGGCGGCUGGCUACGUCGCCGGCGGAGGCGGACUACUUCGACGGGCUUCCGGAUGAUCUCCUCGUCUCCGUGCUCUCCAAGCUCAGCUCCUCCGCCCAACGCCCCUCCGAUCUCAUAAGCGCCCUCCUGACGUCUAAGAGAUUUCAUGCCCUCGGACACCAUCCUCUGGUGUUGUCCAUGGCCGGCUCAAGCUGUCUCUCUGUUCGAGCAAAGGCGUGGCGUGAUUCCGCUCACAGAUUCCUCAAGAGAUGCGUCGAUUGCGGAAAUCUAGAAGCGAGUUAUAUUCUCGGAAUGAUUCGAUUCUACGCGCUAGAGAACAGGGGAAGCGGAGCUUCGCUGAUGGCGAAGGCGGCCGUCGGUUCCCACGCCGCCGCCCUUUAUUCUCUGGCGAUCGUACAGUUCAACGGCAGCGGCGGCUCCAAGGCUCACAAGGAUCUCCGCGCCGGCGUCUCCUUGUGUGCCCGCGCGGCGUUCCUUGGCCACGUCGACGCUCUCCGGGAGCUCGGCCACUGCCUCCAGGAUGGCUACGGCAUCCGCCGCAACACCGCCGCCGGCAGGCGUCUCCUGGUGCAGGCCAACGCCCGGGAGCUCGCGGCCGCCGUCUCCUCCUCCUGGCCAGAGUGGCUGGAGAAACGUCGUCUGGCCGAUCCCGGAGAAUACUCUCUUCUGAGCGACUACGGGUGUAGCUUGCCAGCGCCGGAGCCGCACCCGGCGAACAGGUUCCUGGUGGAAUGGUUCGGGAGCCGCGGAGCGCCGGCGAGCGAGGAACUGCGACUCUGCUCCCACCGAGGGUGCGGGAGGAGGGAGACGCGUCGCCACGAGUUCCGGCGGUGCUCGGUGUGCAGCCUGGCCAACUACUGCUCGAGGGCGUGCCAGGCGUUGGAUUGGAAGCUGUCGCACAAGGCUGAGUGCGCCCCGACGGUGCCAUGGGCCGCCGCCUCGCUUUGAGAGCGAAGACAGACUUAUUGCCAUUUUACAUUAAAUCGAGCUCACUCUUCUGAAUUUAAUGCAAUUUUUGGAUUUUUUUUUUUAUGGCUAAUCUUAAUUUAUGCUUUAAUCAUAAAAAAAAUUGCAAUCUAAAUCAGUGUUAUCUUAAUGUAUAA
Messenger RNA from Zingiber officinale, 1324 nucleotides. RefSeq names its product F-box protein At1g67340-like. Gene Ontology annotation, molecular function: protein binding. Bases 117 to 1169 code for a protein of 350 amino acids. NCBI's taxonomy places the organism in Eukaryota, Viridiplantae, Streptophyta, Magnoliopsida, Zingiberales, Zingiberaceae. The record is from RefSeq and is a predicted model, not a curated record. The transcript has 3 exons.